AUGAGAAGCUGGUCGGUCAAUAUCGGCACAGCUGCUGACAAAGAAAACGAUUCGGAUCAAAAAGAUGUGACAUGGGCUGUCAAAUGCCCACUUAUUCCCAACACCGUAAAUGGCCUAUCACGUUCAAAGUCGCUACGAAAGGAUCUAUCACAUCCGAUUAGCAGCCAAGGACGAGAGAUCAUUCUACAGUGUUUCGAGAAUCCACACUCUGAAUUCGGCAAUAAGGUUUUGCAACGGAUUUUUGAGAAAAGAGCUGACUAUCAGAAAUAUGUUUACACGUUGGGCAAGGAACGAGCCUAUCAAAUGAGCAUUCGACUCAAGGACCUCGUUGAAGAGGUCGUAUCAAAGAUAUUCGACCCCGAUCAUAUCUGUUCAGUAUCGCGAACCUAUGGUGAAGAACAUGUGGAGUUAAAGGCAUACGGUUUCAAGCCUGACUUCUGGGUAACUAUAGCCGAUGCUAUCACCGUCGAGGGUGUUAUACUGGACAUGGCCAACCAUCAGGUUCGUUUCCACACUGUUACUCACCCAUACACCUGA
Molecule: messenger RNA, 537 nt
Organism: Haemonchus placei
Lineage: Eukaryota; Metazoa; Nematoda; Chromadorea; Rhabditida; Trichostrongylidae
Source: the annotation of a GenBank genome assembly